AUGGCCGAUCCAGAGCUGGCCUCGAAACUGGCGAAACGUCUUGAGAGCGUCGAUGAUACGGUAACAGAUAGUUCCAAAGCGGAAACUCCUCCUCCUCCGGUACCGAAGAUGCCAGAAAAGGUUGUUCCUAAUCCUUACGUGGCUGUGGAUAACACUGUCUCGAUAGAUGAUCUCAUCGCUAAAGCUAUGGAAAGAAAAGAACAUCCAGAGGAAAAUAACAAUGUAGCAAGUCCGAACGGCAUUACAAUGGACGAUGCACAUGUGGUGACGGCAACGGUCAACGGCCACGAUACGCAGCCUGAUAUUCACACAGGACCGCCACCGAAACGGACACUUGCCGAGCUAUUGGCAAAAGAUCAAGAACGAUCGGUCAGUCCACCACGUGUUAGCUCACCCGAUACGUCUGCAAAACAGACGCCACCACCGAAAACGACGAUCGGCGAGCUGCUGGUGAAGGACAAACAACCCCUGUCUCCACCGCCAACCAGUAAAUGUCCGUUGGUUCCUGUCCAACAUCAUGUUUCAAAGCCUAGCACUCGACGAUUGAGUCCGGAAGAUGACGGCAGUGAGUUGGAACGGAAAUUGGCAGCACAAAGGGCCAAGAAAUCUUCAGCUUCGGUUGCUGCUACGGAAUCGAACGUCAUUUUCUCCACCCCAGAGAAUUCUAUUCCACCGCAAAAGCCGCCUCGAAGUGAGGAACCCGUAAAAACAGCUCCCGUUGAGGAUCAUGGGAAGUCAUCUCAGCUCGAAGAAACAGAAAAACCACCGUGUAGCUCCUCACCACAAGGUUCCACCCCUUUGCCGCAAGAUUCGCCUCCGAGUGAGGGAAUAGAGAAAACGGAGGAGCGCAAUCAGUCAUCUCAGCCCAAAGAGACAGAGAAACCACCGUGUAGCGAUGAACCUGGGAAGUUACCCCAGAGUGAAGAGCCUGCUGUGCCAUUAGAGCAAACUGCGCAGAACGGAGUGCCAGAGGAAACGGACAUGGAACACCGAAAGGACAACGCCACUGCCAAGUCGUUUUCGCCAUCAAGAGAGCUGCUCGAGAUGAUUCAACACGAAAAUGGAAUUCGCUCUCCUCCUCCGAUUCCUCCGCCAAAACCACAGACGCCGUCCCAUAGUCGUCCUCAAUCGCCGGUGGUCAAGGUGAAUUGCUUGUUUCUUAUAUGA
Molecule: messenger RNA, 1167 nt
Organism: Haemonchus placei
Lineage: Eukaryota; Metazoa; Nematoda; Chromadorea; Rhabditida; Trichostrongylidae
Source: the annotation of a GenBank genome assembly